GGUACCGGCGGCACGGACGCGGCGGCGGCGGCGGCGCUGGACGAGCUUCGCUCCUGGUGGGAAGUCCCGGCCAUCGCGCACUUCUGCUCGCUCUUCCGCACCGCCUUCCGCCUGCCCGACUUCGAGAUCGAGGAACUGGAAGCUGCUCUUCACAGGGAUGAUGUGGAGUUUAUCAGCGACCUGAUCGCCUGCCUUCUUCAAGGUUGCUAUCAGCGCAGAGACAUCACAUCCCAGACAUUUCACAGCUACCUGGAGGACAUCAUCAACUACCGCUGGGAGCUGGAGGAAGGGAAACCCAACCCCUUGCGAGAGUCCACCUUUCAGGAGCUACCACUGCGCACCCGAGUCGAGAUCCUGCACCGCCUCUGUGACUACCGGCUCGAUGCAGAUGAUGUCUUUGACCUCCUCAAGGGCUUGGACGCUGACAGCCUCCGUGUGGAGCCGCUGGGUGAAGACAGCAGCGGGGCUCUGUACUGGUAUUUCUAUGGCACACGGAUGUACAAGGAGGACCCAGUGCAGGCGAAAACCAACGGAGAGCUGGCUCCAGACAGGGGAUGUGGGGGACAGACAAAUACUCCAAACGUUCCUGGGAAAACAGGCAAGAGACGAGGGCGACCCCCAAAGCGGAAAAAACUACUGGAGGAAAAUUUGCUGAGGGAGAAGGCAGAAGAGAACUUGCUAAUCCGUGAGACUCAGAUAAGAAAUGGGUCCCAAGGGCCAGGCCGUGGGACAUGGUGGCUGCUGUGCCAGACGGAAGAGGAAUGGAGGCAGGUCACCGAGAGCUUCAGAGAGAGGACUUCCCUUAGAGAGCGGCAGCUCUACAAACUCUUGAGUGAAGACUUCCUGCCGGAGAUCUGCAACAUGAUUGCACAGAAGGAGAAGCGUCUACAGCGGACAGAGUUUUCUCCCAGGUGGAUGUCUGACCAUCAGCCCAUCAAACCAAUCAAGCAGGAGGUAAACCCAAAUGUGCUCAGUUCAGUGGAGAAGCAGAGGCGCAGAGAGGAAGAAGAGGAGCGCCAAAUCCUUAUAGCGGUGCAGAAAAGGGAGCAGGAGCAGCUGCUAAAGGAGGAGAGAAAGAGAGAGAUGGAGGAGAAGGUCAAAGCAGUGGAAGAACGAGCCAGGAGGAGGAAGCUUCGUGAAGAGCGGGCCUGGCUGCUGGCACAGGGGAAGGAGCUCCCACCUGAGCUUUCCCACUUGGAUCCCAGUUCCCCUACCAGGGAAGAACGAAGGGCCAAGGAUCUCUUUGAACUGGAUGAUGAGUUCACAGCCAUGUAUAAAGUUCUAGAUGUGGUAAAGGCUCACAAGGAUUCUUGGCCUUUCUUGGAACCUGUUGAUGAAUCAUAUGCUCCCAACUACUACCAGAUCAUUAAGGCCCCCAUGGACAUCUCUAGCAUGGAGAAGAAGUUGAAUGGAGGUCAGUACUGCACCAAGGAAGAAUUUGUGGGCGAUAUGAAGACCAUGUUCAGGAACUGUCUUAAGUACAAUGGUGAAGGCAGUGAAUAUACCAAGAUGGCUUACAAUUUGGAGAGAUGUUUCCACCGAGCAAUGAUGAAGCACUUCCCUGGGGAAGAUGGAGACACGGAUGAGGAGUUCUGGAUCAGAGAAGACGGGAGGCGGGAGAAGAGGAGCCGGCGGACUGGCCGCUCCAGUGGUGGCAAUGUUUGGACUCGGUCACGAGACUCAGAGGGACCAGGCAAGAGGCAGCAACGCCUGGAAAACGGAGGGAAACCUCCACCGUAUCGAGCUACUUCUAGGGCUCCUGCUUCUUCCUCUUCCUCCUCGUCUUCCUCCUUCUCCUCAUCCUCUGCAGAGGAUCCAAGUGGAAAUGCCAUGCAGCCUCCUCGAGAAGUGGGCCCUUCCAAUGGGAGAGGUUUCCCCCGCUCGCUGCAGUACGGUGGCAUGCCCAGCCCUGUGCCACAUCCUGGCCAGAUGAGACCAGCCGUACCAGGAACGUUUGGACCCCUGCGUGGAUCAGAUCCAACGAAACUUUAUGGCUCACCGCGAGUGCCAGAGCCCCAUCCUGGAGACCCGGUUCAACAGCACCAGCACUUUGCCAUGCAGCCUGCCGUGGGACUGAGCGAGCACCGAGGGCACAGGCUGGCCACUCCCGAGAAGCAGGUGUGUGCAGGGCCGACCCACAUUGCUGGUCUUGGACCCCGUCCCAGCGCCUUGCAGCUUGGGUGCAUGAGUGGACCCCCUCCUGACGCCGUCUACUCAGCAGCGCAGUUCCAGCAGGGAUUCCUUCCUCCCAGGCACAACGGGCCUCCAGUGAGGCCGCCAGAAGGUUCCGAGAUGCCACCAGGACACAUGUACCGACCCUACAAGUACCUGAACCGUGGGCACCCUGCCUUGUGGAAUGGCAGCCAUGGAGCCAGCGGCCAGAGUGCGGUGGGGCCAGAGGAGAAGGCACCCCUGGGGCCAGCGCCCUCGCUCCAGCCCCGUGCCAUCGGCCAUAUGAUGGAGCCCCGGGCCAUACGGGCACCUCUGCCUCCCAGCCAGUGGACUGAGCAAUCAAACUUUCUACCUCACGGGGUGCCUCCCUCAGGGUAUAUCAGACCACCUGGGAAAACCGCCAGCCAGAGAAUGCCGCAGCCACCAGCCGCUCUUUUUGGGGGACCGCCUCAGGUUCAAAGAGGGUGCCAGGGUGGGGACUCCAUGAUGGACAGCCCAGAGAUGAUCGCCAUGCAGCAGCUGUCAUCCCGUGUGUGCCCGCCAGGCGUGCCUUACCACCCUCGCCAGCCGCCCCCGCCGCACCUUCCCGGGCCCUUUCCCCAGCUGGCUCACGCUGCCUCCACUGGCAUGCCACCCCCAAAGCCUGUCGUUGGGAAUGGGAGCUCACAGGAUCAGACCAUGGAGCCGGAGAGCAACCAAGUGGAGCCACUGGCCGGCGUGGAGGAGAAGGCUCAGUGCAUCGGCAUUCCCGACAGGGCCUACGCCAAACUCCUACCUCAUCCCAAGCCCCCCCUGCCCAUGGAGUGUGCCCGGCGCAACCUGCCCCCAGAUGGGGAGGGAGAUGGCUCCGGCCUGAAGAGUGAUCUGAAGGCCAACCAGAGCAAGGGCACGUGGCCGGCCGAGAGCAGCUUUGCCGGCCCAGCUGCCCAGGGGUGCAUGAGGGACCUGGCAUCCACCCCUGAGCGAGGAGGACCCGUGUCUGAAAACGGGGCAGCGGGCGAAGGGCCGGCAGAGAGCAAGGGGUUGGCUGCCAGCCUGAUGGAGAAGCCCCUCUGCGGUGGAGGGAAGGCUCUGCCCGAAGCUGCCGUGCCUUGCAUGGGGCAGGGCACCAGCCUUCCCACCAUGGAUGCUGGCACCGUGGGAGCUGCCCCCAACCAGUUCCACCCUCUCUACAUGCCGGGUCUGGAAUACCCGAAUUCAGCUGCUCGUUAUCACAUCAACCCGGGGCUGCAAGGGUUCAGCCCAGUGAUGGGUGGGAAGCCUCCCCCAGUGUCCCACCCGCAGCAUUUUCCUGCACGGGGCUUCCAGCCAAGCAGUGCCCAUCCCGGGGUCUUCCCUCGCUAUCGGCCCCACCAGGGCAUGCCCUACCCCUACCAGCCCCAGCCUCAACCUUCAUACCACCACUACCAGCGGCCACCCUACUACGCCUGUCCGCAGGGCUACUCGGACUGGCAGAGGCCUCUUCACCCCCAGGCCAGCCCCAGCGGCCACCCACCCCUGGCCAGACCCCCUUUCUCUGACCGGGGGAAUGUGAGCAGCUUGCAGGGCUGCGAGGCACUGAGUGCUGCCCUGGCUUCUCCCAACCGCAUGGACGUAGCGAGUGCCAAAGAGGUUUCUCCAAGCGACGGGCAGGAUCUGGGGCCUGAAGAUGAGAAGUCUGAGGAAUCCCAGGAGCGGCCGGAGAGUCCCAAAGAAUUCCUAGAUUUGGACAACCACAACGCAGCCACGAAGAGGCAAAGCUCGGUGGCAGCAGGAGAGUUUCUCUAUGGAGCUCCCCCACCUCACCUGGGUUCGGGAAUGGGAUUUGGGCCAUCAGCUUUCCCUCCCCACGGGAUGAUGCUGCAGACUGGCUCUCCCUACACAUCCCGGCAUCCCGCCGGUCAUUUCCAGCCCAGGACGUACGGAUCACCCAUGAAUGCCCACCUGUCUCAUCAUCCAGCCCCUGGCCAAGCUAAUGGCCUCUCUCAGGAGGGACCCCUGUACCGCUGCCGGGAGGAGAACAUAGGUCACUUUCAGGCCUUGCUGAUGGAGCAGAGAGGCAGUGGAGGUGGCAUGGGGGGGCCACCCCAGGACUUGUAUAGACCAUCGGGAAUGCAAAUGCAUCAGGCUCAAGUUCCUUUCCCGAAGAUGCCUACAGCAACCAUGUCUCGAGAAGAUCUGACGCCACAAAAAUCAUCAGCGUUGCCUCUGGAUCAAAGCUAGUCUGAGGAAGGAAGGACCUCACGAAGAUGAAAGCCACACGUAAUUUGGACAAAGGGGAGGAGGGGCAGGCCUUCCUCCCACCCUCCCCUCAUCCAAGCAGCAUGUAGCUUCCCGGGUCCACGGAUCGCAGCAUCCCGACGGCGUUAGCGCUGGAAUUCCGGAGCUGUGCUGGGCCCCAGCCAACCGGCCGAGCAGCCGGCUUGCCAGCACGGGGCGAGCAUGGCCAAACUAGUGGCUUUCUGUGACUGGAGACUGCGUCUCGUUCAGGGUUUGAGGGAUUUUGGGGUGGGGAGGGUGGGGGUGGGGGCUGGAACUUUCAUUGACUGCUAAACUCAGGUAUAUUUUUCAGGGUGGAAGAGGACGAUGAUGGAAUUUUACUUGUAGUAUUAACGUGUGUGUUUUGGAGCUGGAUCCAGUUUACAGAAUUUAACCUGUUGCCUUUUUAAAUAAAUUUCUGUUGUUGGUGAAUGUAUUGUACAUAAUGGGGGAGGGGGUGGGCCCAGCUUGUAGUGGGCUUAGCACUGGAGGAAUCUGUUUACAAUCAUAUCACACUGAAGUCUUUCAGGAUAGGGUGAGGGUCUGGGGGAGCGGGGAGAGGUCAGGGAACAUGCGAUGAAUGAUUUGCUGUCCUUUGCAGCUGUGACGCCGCCCGAUAGUUGUUAGGCUGAAUAUCAGGAAUUGCUCAGGAGCAUAACGUGUCCUCCUUUUUCUCUUCUCCUCUUCCUCCUUCACUCUCACCCCUGCCUCUGCCCCUCCAGAUCCAGGGCCUGAGUGCACUUCCAGCUCCUGUCAUCAUGGGGGAACAAGGAAACCAGGACCAGGAAUUGAAACCAGCACAGGACGCUCACAGAAUUGUCCCUUCUGCUAGCGUAGUACCCUUCUCCCUGCCUUUCUCGUAGGAGUAGUUUGUACUCAAGGAAACAAGAAAGGGCCCAGUUGGUCACCUUGGACUUAUUUUGGUGAAACCAGUGCCUGCAGACUGUGGAGCAGCACCUACCCCAUGGAACAAGUGUUGUACAGGGCUGUAUUCCCUGCUGACAAGGAAGGGAACUGCAUCCCUCCUUAGUUUCUCUGUCCUUUGCUAUAUUUACCUACGGGCAGCAGUAAAGCAGAAAGUAAGCUGAGAUCCCUGACAUCUCAGUUGCCUGUGGAAGAGCAUGAGGUUGGUUUGAUGGAGCAGUUUGCUACAGUGUGAGCUGUUUGUUGGCCUGAGGAAUUGGGUUUGCUUGCAGCAAGUAGCAGGUGAUUCAGCAAGCACUGAUUUGAAAUCUGGAGUUGAUGGAAUGGCUCAGUAAGAGACAAGAGAGCUGUGUGCUUGAAUGGAGUCUGUUCUUCUCCAUCUUUGGUGCUAUAGUAGCAUGUUCCACAGGCUGGUGGCAACUUCCCUCAAGUCAAUACACAGUCUGUAGGGACUCUUCACCAGCAGUGGCACUGCACAGAGGAACCCCUGUGCCCCAAGUCUUUGGCCAGACGCUGAAGUGUAGUUUUGACAAGUUGCUUAGAAAUCUCAUCAGCAGGUAUGUAUCCACAUAAACUAUGUUAAAACUAACAUAGGUGAAUGUUUUUGGCAGAGCUGGAGUAAAGCCAGGUAGAGUUGCUACACUGCAAGUCUGGGCAGAAAGAUCUGGAUCACAGCCUCAGUAUGGGCUGCAGUUGGCAUUGAAGGGACAGUAGUGUAAUUAGGAUGUGCCAUUGUGCCUGCCAAAUUGUGGUAGCAGAGGUGAGCGUGUGAGGACAGAACAGCAUGCCCCAGAGUCUGCAGUAGCAGCCAGGGAAGGGUUCCUGGCUUCAGGUUUCUGGAGAAUUUAUCUGCCUGUGUUGCCAUUUCAGAUGGUGCCGUCACCCAUAGUAGCUGCUUUGCAUCAGCAUGCAUGGCCACACCGAGCCUAACAGGAGUUAGAACUUCUUCCUGCUAGUCCCACAGGUGUGUUUAUGAGACUGCUCCUUACUGAGUGCUUCAGCCAGCCCGUGGCCUGCAGCUGCUCCCUCUUCUGGCUCCUCCCCAGAGGAAGACUUUGGUGUGAGAAUGAGUGUAAGUGUAACCACUGUUCAGUUCAGCGAGCUUAGGACAAAUGAAGAAGCAAUUGCUUCUCUUUUUAAGGCUGUCUUUAGUUUUCGUAGUUAAUUUUCAUUAAAAAUGGAGGCUCUGUAAAGUCUAACUUAGAGCAAAGUAUUUGAAAUGCUGGGAACAUGAAUGCGUCUUCUGCAAACAACCCUUGUUGUACUUCAGCCUAUGUCUUCUGCAUCAAGGAUGGUUACCCAGAUACUUGAAGUGCCUUUGAGCUUAUGGAGAACUUUAUGGAAUAGGAGGUUUUAGAUGGUAUAAAAAAAGCCAGAGCACUCUUGAUCUUCAUCUGGAACUGGCACUGAGAACACGGGGGGGUCACAGUAUCUGGAUGGGUGCCAACCCUAGGUCAAAACAGGAGGAAUAAGGCAAGAAUUGCUUGUGGUCUGCCUGCAGAGAAGGUAAUGGAGAGUUAGGCAGUGAUAGAUAGCCCUAGGAUCCUAUAUGGAGUAUGAGGCGUGCUGUCCCUUACCUGGCAGGGUUGAGAGGGUUUCUGAGUAAAUGGCUUUUGAUUGGUAGUUGGUAGUUGUGAUGAAAGUGACUAACAGAAGUUAGUUGCUACUGGGGGGACACGUGGUUUGUAUUAGAAAAGAGCUGAUGUAGCACAGAGGGAACAAUGGCUGGACUACAGGGAUAUCUUAGGGACAGGGCCAAGUGUUGCUUGUGGAACCUUAGUUCUGAGUUUCCAGACUUUGAAAUACUUUGCUCAGUAAUGUUUGUGGGUUGUGUUUGGAUUGGAUUCUAUUUUUGUUGUUGUUGUUGUUGUUUUGUGAUGAUAUCUAAGCACACCACCCCUUUUUCCCCCCAAAAUCAGAGUUUUAUCUCGCUGGGUACAAUCUGAACAAAUAACUGAAAAUUUGCACCUCCCAGAGACCGGGAGCAGUUAGUGGGGUGGGACAACAGCAAAAGUGCACAGAGAGAAGCAGAGAAUGAAAUUUUCAUUGUUUCUGGUCUCCCACCUAUGCUGUGUGGGCUGGUUUGUAGAUACUGUUAAAGGGACAGAUUUAACGAGGGAUUUAGAAUAGAGUAAACCAGCAGCUCUUUAGGUACAAGCUGAGGUUGUUUUCCUUGAGUUGGUGUACAGUGCUGAACAAAAGUAGCUGCAUUUUUUAAAAUAGCCUUUGAUUAUUGUAUUCACGUCACUCGAAAGACUUUUCAGCAGAGUACAGGAAAAUUCUGGAAUCUGAUGAGAACCUCCUCUUUCUCAUCCUCUGCAGUGCUGUAGUACAGUAUAUUGCCAAGUGAACCUUUUUCAGAAGGCAUAUUGGGCAAGUGACUUUGCAAAGUUUCCUGUGGGUAUUAUUUUUUUUCAUAUGAAAUACGUGUUUUGUAAUUAUAGAUGUAGGUCACUCUCAAAGUUAUGCCUCCUGUUUAUUUCCUCUCUUUUCCCGCAUGGAGGAAUUCAGUUCUGUGCUUCUGCUUUAAACACACUUCCAUGUCAGAUGCCAUUCUGUCAGACUGCCUUUCUGCUGCCAUCUGUCACAUGGCAACAAAGUGUAACAGAAUAUUGGUGAGAGGGUUCAACUGCCAUAUCACCAACAUUCAAUUCUGGCAUCGUGGGCCAGCAGAAUAAAAUAGGAGGCAUUACUUUCAUAGCAGCCCUUGUAGGUGUCGAACAAGAUUGCAUAAUAGAACAAACACAGCGCUGAGCAUGCCAAAAUCUCCUAAUGCUCUUGUGGUACAAGUGGCACGUGAUGCUCAGUCCCAUUCUAAAUGCAGUUGUAUCAUCUUUGACUCUGGGAACUUUUGGCAUCUUCAGCACCAUGGGGCCCUGGCAAUUGAACCAAGUAUUUUGGGAAGAUCAGUAGCUGAGGGUUGGCAGGGAUCUGAGCCGUGUCCAGAGCAGAAGUUUGCAGUCUUUAAAAUGCCAUGGUGUGACCAAAGCGUGUGGUGGCAAGCCACAGUACCAGGCUGCAAUGAAAAGGACAAAAGAGGAAAGCAAAUUUGAAGUUUCAAGGCCUGGCUGGUUUGAUCUGUGACUUUAAAGUACACGAAGACACUUUUCUUGGAAUGGCUUCUAGUUCUUUCUCAUCUGCUGAAUGCCUUUCCCAUGCAGAAUUCUGAAGCAAAUCUCCUGUGUGUAUUUUUGUACGUGUGGUUUCUUGGGGUCUUGGAGAGCUAUCAGCUUCUUGAUGUCUUAUCUGAAAGCUCAUCACGGGGGCUGUCUCUCGUUCUGCUGACUGAGGCAGCUUCUCUUUCUUUACAGCAACACUUCUCCAUUUAAGAUGAAAGUAUAAUGAGAGAACGACCCGCAUUUGUCUGCUCCACUGAAGGCUGUCAGCUUUCUGUGCAUUCUGCACUUAUAUGCAGUGUCUGAGAGACCAUGGGCUCUUUGUAGUUUUAAUGCUGAUAGCCUAGUACCCACUUGGGCUUUUCCUCCUUGUUCUGCAGCAGUGGAGAUACGGCACAGCUCUUCCUCUUUCUAAAAUGUGGAUGUCAGAGGAGGGUGCAUGCAGGAGAGAGCCAUGACUGCAUCCAGCAGUGGAAAGGGAGAUGAGAGAAUAAUUAGGGCUAAAGAAUCAUUGGGAUUGUCACCAGCUCCACAAGGUCUCUCUAUCCAUUGCUUUUGUUUGUUUGGGAAAAACGUGGCUCGCUGGCAGAAGAGCAGUAAUUGGGAAAUUGGCACCUGAUUAGAAGUGGAACUGACCGUGGGCAGUUUCCUCAGUGUGGGCAACGUUGGGCCAGGGGCUGCCAAGGGACUCUUUGGGCCUUCCAAUCCACACAGGGCAAGUUGAAGUUGUGCAGCAGCAUCCUCCUGUCCCAAGGCAGCCAAGCAGCUGCAGGAACCAGGGCGUGGGCUUUUGCUUUGUGUCAUGCACCAGUGCUUCCCUUCUCCUUGCUACCUAGUUUUCAAGCUCCUUCAGUCUGUGCUUCACCACUGCUGUCAGAUGCAGAGACAGCAGCUCGCUGUCCGUGGAGGGGCAGAAGGUUCAGCUCACCAGCUGUCUCCUCUGCACACGCAGGCAGAAAGCAGGCAGGGAGUGCACAUCACCCUCCCUGUGACAUCAAGGUGUCCUUGGCGUCCAGCAGUGCCCUCCUAUCCACUGGGCUCACUGUGUGGCACUGGGUGCCAUCCCUCUGCCAGGCACCACUGCAGAGUGGGACCUGCUGUGUCUACCUCUGUGGUAACUUUGGUUAACAAAAAAAAUGCUGUGUACAGCCCAGAAAACUGUUAGCUCUAUUCCUUGGCAACCUCAGUGAGCACUGCUGCCUAAUUUCCCUGAGUGAUAACAGUGUGCAGCAGUGCAGCUCCAACCUUCCUGUGUCAUGGCAGGGAGGGGAUGGCUACAAACCACACUUCAGGGCUCCAGGACGUGGCUGGGAAGCGAGGUGCUUCCUGCAGCCCUGCUGCCACAUGGCUGCUUUCCCAGUGACCGAUGGGUUGGUUUAGGUCAGGAAAAGAACAACUGGAGCCGAGCCUGGAUUCAGGACUGGCAGGAGGGGGUGCCUGUUGUUGGCAUGCCCUGACUUUGUGCCUCCGGGUCAGGGGAGCAUCCAGAGCUGUCUGGCUUGGCACUGGGAGUGGGAGAGCCAAUGCUACUGCAUCCGUUUUCUGAAGUGGGGUGAUGUUGGGUGGGGUUGGUUUGCUUUGUCAUUUGGGUUGGAUUUUUUUCUUUUGUAUUAUUGUAAGUUUGUAAAGAAUGUAAUCUGUCUGUUGGGAGCACAAGGAGGACACGGGGCCGUUCUCUUUCUGGGUGAGACUGUUGAUGAGUUGCUGUGUGUUUUGGUGCUGGGUGGGGAGGGGCCCAGCAGCUGUGGGGGCUAAACCAGGCCCUGUCAACCCAUGGCGACUAUCAUGGGCAGCAGGAGGGCGAGUCGGUGCUGGGCAGCAACCUCCCAGCCUGAGUGGAAACCCUGCUCGCAUUCUCAGGUGGGGGGAUCUGAGCAUGCAGGGCCCUGGACAGGGCUCUCCUGCUCAGGGCUGGUCCCACUCAUCCUUGGCUCGGGUAGCAGCCGAGCUGCCCAGCUGCUGAGCAAAGGGAGGGCUGAAGCCAGCAGCCCCAAUUUCUCAGUGCAAGGACAAAUUUGAGCCGCAGCUGCCAGCCUGCGCUGGCCCUCGUGCCCGCCUCUCUCCCCAUCCCAUAGAGCACAGUGUCAGGGAUCCUCCUCUCUCUCCUGCUGCUGCAAGGUCGUGUGAACUUUCCUGGUCAAUACUGGAAAGGGGAAUGCUAUUUAUUUUUAUAUUGUGUAUAUUUUGUCUUGGUCUGCUGAUUACCUUUGUUCCCCAGAGCGACAGUUACCUCAAUAGUUAGUUUAAUACUGUGUGUUGGGUAAUUUUUUUAAAGAACUUUUUUAAAAGCUUGAUCCUUGGAGGUCUGUAGAUUUUAUUUCCAUAUGAAUUGGUUAUUUUGUAUAAAGUACGUUCUUAAAAUAGCAA
Tympanuchus pallidicinctus (lesser prairie-chicken) is the source of this 10817-nucleotide messenger RNA. RefSeq names its product chromatin remodeling regulator CECR2. Gene Ontology annotation, molecular function: protein binding. The transcript is spliced from 19 exons. NCBI's taxonomy places the organism in Eukaryota, Metazoa, Chordata, Aves, Galliformes, Phasianidae. Bases 496 to 4374 code for a protein of 1292 amino acids. Gene Ontology annotation, biological process: chromatin remodeling. The record is from RefSeq and is a predicted model, not a curated record. Gene Ontology annotation, cellular component: CERF complex.